UCAGAUUUGAUGCACAGCCAAACACCAUCGACCAAACAUGACAGUCAACUGAACGCCAUCGUCGUCUUCUCAUUUUCUCUCCAUUUCAUCGCUCCAUUCAAUCUCUCUUUAUAAGGAACUGGAUCGGAAUUUGAUCCUGUCGUCGACGCCCCACGGCGAGAGGGAUGGCGGCAGCGGUCGGAGGAGUUAGUGUUAACGGCGCCGGUUUGAUGAUCGGCGGUGGAGAUGUCUCGAGGGCGCAUGCGGCUAUGGCUUUGGUGCAAUUAAUUAAUGGAGGUUACCAUGUUAUAACCAAAGUUGCCCUCAAUGUUGGGAUGAACCAGCUCGUCUUUUGUUUGUUCCGUGACUUGUUGGCUCUCGCGAUUCUUGCCCCUGUCGCUUAUGUUCGGGAGAAGUAUAGAGGAUUCGUUUGCCCAUGACUCGGGACCUUCUCAUAUCGUUCUUCGUUCUUGGUUUAACUGGGAUUUUUGGUAACCAGCUUCUCUUUCUUGUUGGACUUGGCUACACUAACCCAACUUAUGCUGCUGCCAUACAGCCUGCCAUUCCAGUUUUUACAUUCCUUUUUGCUGUUAUGAUGGGCACAGAGUCUGUUAACUUACUCAAACUGGAAGGACAGGCAAAGGUUGGAGGCACACUUGUUUGUGUCUCUGGUGCGAUAGUGAUGGUUUUAUUCCGAGGUCCAGCUUUGAUUGGAAACACUGAAUCUGAUCUCAUGUCACAUAAUGAGAUAAGUGCAAGGGGCCAGCCAGAGCCUGCUGGAUGGUUAAUGUCUAACUUUCUGGAGUAUGGAUUGGACCAUUUUCAUGUUGGGGUUUUAUGCUUGAUAGGAAACUGUAUGUGCAUGGCUGCUUUCUUGGCUAUCCAGGCACGGGUUUUAAAGAAGUAUCCUGCUAAUUUGUCGGUCACGGCAUAUUCGUAUUUAUUUGGUGUUAUAUUGAUGGUCAUCACAUCUUUCUUUAUGACCAACGAAUCAACAGACUGGAACUUGACACAAUCAGAGUUUUUUGCUGUUCUUUAUGGUGGAGUUUUUGCAUCUGCUAUCAAUUAUGGACUCUUGACAUGGUGCAAUAAAAUAUUGGGACCUGCAUUGGUCGCUCUGUACAAUCCACUUCAACCUGCAGCAUCUGCUCUGCUAUCAAGAGUUUUCAUAGGAAGCCCUAUUUAUCUUGGAAGUAUUUUAGGGGGAUCUCUCAUAAUUGCCGGUCUUUAUUUGGUUACUUGGGCGUCGCAUAGGGAACGACAAACGACUACGGUAUUGCUACCGCAUUCAACCAGGUCCUCUGAGCCACUUAUUCACAAAGAUUCAUUGACUAACAAGUUUGCCUAUCAAAUAGGACACAUUUUCUCAGGGUCUGCUUCAUCGCCCAAGUCUGUAGAUUAGACCGAACUUCUGAUGGGAUUUUUGAUGUAAAGUUCACAUUUCAACUUUUUCAAAAGGGUGGCCUCAACAUAAGUGAGGUUUUGAUUAUAAAAACCUUCAUCUCUUAAAAGUUACCAAUGUUGUAAUUUUCCAAUGGGAUUACAUGAUUCAUUAUUCUGCCUGUUCCUUGUAUUGUUAACAUAUUUUUGCUGAAUAAUAAACUAUCUCAGAGGUCCAAAUAUAAUAGAGCAAUGUUAUUAUAUCAAUUAGAUUCAA
Molecule: messenger RNA, 1636 nt
Organism: Cucumis sativus (cucumber)
Lineage: Eukaryota; Viridiplantae; Streptophyta; Magnoliopsida; Cucurbitales; Cucurbitaceae
Product: WAT1-related protein At4g19185
Exons: 7
Coding region: 416-1381 (321 amino acids)
Cellular component (GO): plasma membrane
Molecular function (GO): transmembrane transporter activity
Source: RefSeq, a predicted model, not a curated record